AUGGAUGCCUCUGAGAAUGACAUCGACGUGUAUCUGCACAAGCAUUCCAAGAUUCUGCUCGAUGAGUUGGAUCAGAGCCUGGUGACUUGUCUGCGGAAGCCGGACGGCCGGGGGGGGACGCGCAUACGGCGAUGGGUGCGGAUCAGGGAGACUUUGAAGGCUACUUGUGCUGUCUUGGAUCAGUUUCAAGAGCUGCCUCAGCUGCUGGAUCCGUAUCUGCCCAAAUGGAUUCCCUUCUUGGCAGAGUCAUAUCUGGAGUAUUUGCAGACGCGGCAUCGGCAGAAGAGGGUUCCGGAGGAGACAAACCUGCUGGCUCCCUUGGACUAUGCGAUUUCUAGGAUCCUCUAUGCGUUCUGCAAGGUCCGCGGCGAAAAGGUCAUUGUGCGCUUUCUCAACGUCGAGACCAAGUAUCUGGAGCUCAUCCUUUCGGCUGUCGAAGAAGCUGAAGCUCAUACCGGCAAGGAAAAGAAGGAUAUCUUUGCUGAACGAGAUUCUAAUGAAGGAUGGACCUGGGAACAGCGUUAUAUUGCGCUGCUCUGGCUUUCCCACCUUUUGUUUGCGCCAUUUGACUUGUCGACCAUUUCCUCUGCCGACCUAGAUGAAGAGGGCGUGCCGUCCAUUGCCGGGUUUACCUGGCCUGCGAAUGUACCGGGUCUUACGAUGAGAGUGAUUCCUCUGGCUACAAAGUACAUUGCUUCUGCGGGCAAAGAACGAGAUGCUGCUAAAGCUCUGCUUGUGAGGCUCGCCAUGCGGCGAGAUAUGCAGCAGAUUGGUAUUCUGGAGAGCCUCGUGCAGUGGUCGUUGAAAUCGCUACGGCCACAAAAGGAGACUGAGAUUGAGAACCCGUAUUUUUACAUUGGUGUUCUCUCUUUUCUGGCUGGAAUACUGCGGUCUGCAUCGGAGACGUCUGACAUGGACGCCUAUUUGCCUACCAUUUUCGAAUCCGUGCUCCAACUAUCGACUGGCGAAGAUGCCAUCUCCAAAAUCAUCAUGUCUCAGGCAUCAGCACGGAAGAUGAUGCUGAAAGUCAUCCGUUCCCUGGUUGUUUCGCUGUUGCGUUCCUCCCGACGAGAUAUGAAGACCACGGUCUUGGUAGAGAAUGCAAUUGGCUACUUCCUCGAGAGCCUCUCCGACAACGACACUCCGGUUCGUUUGUCUGCUAGCAAGUCGCUUAGCAUCAUCACAUUGAAAUUGGACCCAGACAUGGCAUCCCAGGUCGUCGAAGCUGUCCUUGAAUCCUUGAACCGCAAUGUGCUUUGGAGCAAGACGUCAGCCAAGACAGGGGCUAAACCGGUCCGCGACUUGUCUGCCGUGAAUCCCUUGGAGUGGCAUGGCUUGAUGAUGACCUUGUCGCACUUGCUCUAUCGGCGAUCUCCGCCAGCCAGCCAGCUCUCCGACAUCUUUCACUCUCUUCUCCUGGGAUUGACAUUUGAGCAGCGCGGUGUUUCUGGAGCCAGCGUGGGAUCAAACGUUCGCGACGCCGCGUGCUUUGGCAUCUGGGCGCUUGCUCGCCGAUACACAACUGACGAGCUCCUCGCCGUGUCCACAAAGUCUGUCUACGCGGCCAAAUCCCACCCCGCAACGAGCUCCAUUCUUCAAGUCUUGGGGACAGAGCUAGUAACAACGGCGUCCCUGGACCCGGAAGGAAACAUUAGGCGCGGAGCUUCAGCUGCGCUGCAGGAACUCAUUGGUCGACAUCCAGAUACCGUGGAACAUGGCAUUGGAGUCGUCCAGUGUGUCGAUUACCACGCCGUGGCCCGGAGAUCGCGCGCCGUUCAGGAGGUUGCUACUGGGGCAACAAAGCUAUCAUCGCAGUACGGAGAGGCUGUGAUUGAUGGCAUCUUGAGCUGGCGGGGAAUAGGCGACUUGGAUACGGGCUCGAGACGAGCUGCUGGCUCUGCGUUUGGCGCGCUUAUAGUACAGCUGUCCGACACGGCCUCGGAAAUGCCAUUUUCUCGCUUUGAAGAGUCGAUCGACUUGGUGAUGGAUCGCCUGAGCACUUUGCAAAAAAGACAGGUGGAAGAACGACACGGUUUGCUAGCAUGCUUUGCCGGAGUCGUGGACGGCAUUCCUGAACUCGCUCGAAAAGCCCAGGGGAAGCUGCUCGAUCAAGCUAUUGUCCGCAAGAUACUGGGCUAUAUAUCUGGAAUUCUUGAAGAUUGCAAGAACAAUGAGUAUCGUCGGCCUGAGCUUAUUGUGGAGGCAGCGAGUCGCUUGGUUGUUUCUUCUUUGCCUCUUAUUCAGGCUGCAACGCUGAGUGGUUUUUCUUACGAUAAGUUAGAAAAGGGAGGCGACGUAUUAUCUAUGGAGAAAACGAAUGGGCUGCCAGACAUUGCCUCGGCCUUUGUCUCGGCACAGCAGUUUGAUGGGAUGGAGACGUUGACCUCAAGGCUGCGAGAUGUGAUGCCAAAUUGGCUUAAUAGAAACGAGCAAGAAACUGCCGACUCUGCUUCCGCAGCCGGCCUCGUGCUUCUUUUGCUCUCUUCACCGGAAGAGCGCAUCAAGAUUUUGGAGCAGUGGGCCAAGUUCAUCGCAGCCAAGCCUGGAAGCCGAUCGAUGGUUACUGGAAAUGGCUACUUUCAUGUCAUGGCAAUGGCACAACCUCUCUCUCAUGCUCUACAAGAUAAUGGGAGCGACGUCGUGUGCAAUGCGUUCCUUGAGCGGUGGAGCGUCGAUAGUGAGGUUGAGACUAGGGUUGCCAUUCUGCACAGUCUUUUGAGCAGCCGCAUUCUCAAGGACAGACCGACAGUUUUCCUGGACCUUCUUGCAGAGGGCCUCAACGACUAUACGACGACGGCUAGAGGCGACGAGGGUUCCUUGGUGCGUUUCCAGACGCUCAAAGCCAUUGCAGUUCUCUGGGGAGAUAUUGGCCAUCCUACGACCCGGGCAGACUGGGUAGAGGCGUCUGUUCGGAAGCUUAUUUACAACAUUUUGCGGCUCUCUGCGGAGAAACUGGAUCGUGUCCGUCGUGUAGCCAAGGAUGUUGUUGCGCUGCUCAUGAGUGAGAGUUCCGUUGAUGAAUCCAAGGACUCGAAUCAGCCGUCAAGAAGGACUUACUUUACGAAAUACCUGAGUUUCUCAUCAAAGGGAUACUUUGCUCUACUGCUUAACCUCAUCCCCAAGGACGCUCUACACCCGCACAUCAUGGCCAUUGUAAACAGCGACGAGAACUGGAUGGCCGGUCUCAUGGCCGGUUUCGUCUCAUCAGCAGACACCGGAAACGAAGAGCUGGUCAUUGCGAGCCGCGCCGCGCUCACAGAGUAUUGCGAGGAAUCGCCCGAAAACUUGCAACGAGUAUGCUCCGCGCUAUUACAAAACCUAAAGACAUGCCAGAGCGAAGACCGAAUCAUUGUGCCGACUCUGGAGAUUACCGCGUUUCUCUUCUACGCGGGGCUCUUCCAGCGCUCCCAGGGCAUCAGCUACCGCGGCCUCUGUCUGCAGACGCAAAAGGCGGGAUACAAGACGGGCAACGUGCGCAAGGUGAUUGCUUGCAUCAAAGUGUACGGCGGGAUUGCCGCGUCAGUCGGGACGGCGAAUGGCGGAGUGAAUGUGGAGGCUGGAGCCAAGGAUGCGCGGAAGAGACUCGGUGCGCUCAUGUCGCAUCCGUGGCCGCGGGUUCGCAGUGCUGUGGUUGAUGAGAUUUGGGGGCUUGUGGGCGGCGAGGAGGCGGUUGGAGUUGCUGAGGGAGAGGAUGGACAAGGAGAAGCAGAAGUAGAUGGGCAUGGGUUGACGGGUGUGGAUUGGGCGAGUGCGGAGAAGAGCCAGAUCAAGGCUUUGGUGGCGGAGCUGAAGUUGGAAUAG
This is a messenger RNA of Trichoderma aggressivum f. europaeum, 3801 nucleotides long. RefSeq lists its product as uncharacterized. Bases 1 to 3801 code for a protein of 1266 amino acids. The transcript has 3 exons. Gene Ontology annotation, biological process: microtubule cytoskeleton organization; post-chaperonin tubulin folding pathway; tubulin complex assembly. The record is from RefSeq and is a predicted model, not a curated record. Gene Ontology annotation, molecular function: beta-tubulin binding; GTPase activator activity. Lineage: Eukaryota; Fungi; Ascomycota; Sordariomycetes; Hypocreales; Hypocreaceae.